Aplysia californica (California sea hare) is the source of this 5658-nucleotide messenger RNA. Its product is annotated as WD repeat-containing protein 11. Gene Ontology annotation, molecular function: protein binding. The coding region runs from base 73 to 3876 and encodes 1267 amino acids. The record is from RefSeq and is a predicted model, not a curated record. Gene Ontology annotation, cellular component: cytoplasm. NCBI's taxonomy places the organism in Eukaryota, Metazoa, Mollusca, Gastropoda, Aplysiida, Aplysiidae. The transcript has 31 exons.
UUCCACUUCCGUCUGCUAGUUAACCUGCAGGUGCUCUGUGUACAGAGUGUACUGCAAAAUAAUAGACGGAAAAUGAAAUUGUAUCCGAAAAUUGUGACGGGAACGUUGAAUGCUCAUAACAAAGAUGCCUGUGACUGGGGCUGGCAAGGUUACUUGGCUUAUGGAUGCCAAAAUUUGGUCACUGUGAUUGAGCCAAAGUCUGUACAGGUGAUUCAAGUGCUGGACAAGCACAAAGGAGUAGUGACCCAAGUCAAAUGGGCGCACGAGCAGUAUCAUCAUGACUUGAAUUCUCCAUACACACUCCGCCUUGCAUCAUCAGACACCCAUGGGCACAUUGUGGUGUGGGAUGUUGGACUUGGCGUUGUACGGUCAGAGUUCAUCGAUGGAAACAAGCCAGUACUGGGUAUGCAAUGGCUAAGCAACCAGGAUGCUUGCCGUGACCUGCUUGUUUGUCUUCAUCCUCCAUACUCUCUCAUUUUGUGGAAUGCAGACACAGGGACAAAGCUGUGGAAAAAAUCAUACACAGAAACAUUGCUCAGCUUUACAUUUGAUCCAUUCAACAGUCGCAAUCUUGCCUUCUUGGGUCAAGACUGCAUCAUAUUCAUCUCUGACUUCACCAUCAACAAGACACCAUCCAGCAAUGGAAAGAAGUUUUACAUCUCCAACCCAAGUCAAGUGUCAAGCAUGUCAAGAUCCUCAAGUUCCAACAGUUUGGAGCGAAAGACAUCGACGUCCUCCGCUUCUUCUUCUAAGAAUCUGGCCAAAAGAAUGAGCAGAAUAUUGGUUGGAGAGAGUAAGCCAAAAACUUCUCCUGAUGAAGAAGCUGUGACACUGAACGAAUGCCUUCAGCUGUGCUUCCAUCGAUCUUGUCGCCACCAUCUGAUGCUUCUUUAUCCAAGAGAAAUGCUCAUUUUAGAUUUGGAAAUCAACCAGACUGUGGGCAUCAUUGCCAUAGAUCGCUCAAGCUCCUCCUUUACUCAGGUUAUACCCUGCUGGCAGCGUGAUGUUCUCAUGUGUUUACAUGAAAAUGGCAGUGUGUCUGUGAGAGUGAGACGCAGAAAUAAUUCUGUUGCCACGCCUGCCCCAGAGGGACAUGGAGCCUUUGAUGACACACCUACACAGCUGUCGAUGGAAGUGGCCUAUGACCUCCGGUGUCAAUCGGAUCCACUGAGGGUGACAAGGCACAACAAGCUGUACGGGGCAAGCCUCUGCCCUGUGUCGGAGAAGGCUGUUGCCCUGAUCAUGAGUGACAGCCGCAUCCUUUUGUGGGAACUGACAUCUUCACAGAGUAAUGUCAGCGACCAUGGAGCCAUGUCCCCGCUGUUAAGUCCAGGUUGGGAUGUGAAAGCACCUACCCCGUCAGUCUCAACAGCUUUCCCAGUGACAUCUGACAUGGCACAUCCCCAGUUUGCUUUGGCAGACACUAUUGCCACGUCACAGACUGUGGACACCUCUGCUACACCAUUUGGCCAUUCUGUUCAACUGAAAUUCCUUCUCAACGGACUUUUAAGUGGAAUUGCUGCCCAUGUGACUGUGUUAAGGAUGUGCCCACCACUCACCAACAAAAAUAUUGAUAUUUACCAACCUCUCAUGGCUUUAGGAACCCACUCAGGAACAGUGCAAAUCGUUAACGCUUCCAGUGGCCAGGUGGAUAGAGAGUACAGUCUCCACUCUAGCCCUGUCAGGGGCAUCGAAUGGUCAGGACUGAAGACAUUUAUAUCGUAUGCUUACCCGAAUCCUGGACCAACAAACCUUGUGAAGAAUGAACUGUUUUUGUUGGAUAUAACUUCAGGAAAACAAGAGCAGUUGAGAACCAACAGAGAGGUCGAGUCCCCAAUAGAGAUGCUUGCCAUUUCCCAUCUGAAGCAGUACUUUGUCCUGCUGUUCAAGGACAAGCCUUUAGAAUUGUGGGACCUGAGAUCCCAGGCGAUCAUAAGAGAGUUGCCACGACAGUUUCCUCGUCCUACUACAGUUGUAUGGUCUCCAAGUCACAGCUUAAAGACAUUGCGAAAGAAGUUGCUUGACUACGGUGAUGAAGAAAAGCCAUCAAGCCUCUCUUCAUCAACCCAUGGACCCUCCAUGUCCACAUCGGGGGAAACUCUUGAGGACAAAGACAAAAAGCAAGUGAAAUCAAAUGUGAGAGAGCAUUUUGUCAUGACUGACAAGGAGGGCACAGUGUUUCAUUUCAUCGUGGAGGGCACAGCUAUAUCUGAUGUCACCAAGAUACCACCAGAGAGUGGCCUGGCAAAAAUUACUGCCCUUGCGUGGAAAGGAGACAUCUUGAUUUUUGGGGAUUCUGAAGGCUUUCAGUGUUUAUGGGACUUGAAGGCAAGGAUUUCCAGAACAACCCCAACAAACAGAGGAUGGAUCAAGAAGAUAAAAUAUGCCCCUGGUAGAGAUAACAUGAAGUUCUUUACAUUGCAUAAUGACGGUGUCAUCAUAUGGGACAUUGGCUUUGAAGGAAAGUGUACAAUGCAGUACUCAAUCAAAAGUCCCAAAGACAUCAGCAAAGUGGUUGACAUUGACUGGGCGGGGUCAGACAGGCCCGCCCUGGUCACAACCCACAGCACCCUGCACAUCUGUGACAUCACCAUGAAGUCUGCAACUUCGGGCACAGAACACUGGGACUUGCCAGAACCCAUGUUCUGCCCGCACAUCCUGCCGGCCCGUCUGUCCCAGAUCAUCAAGAGCUUACUGCAGCACCAGACCUGGCGGGAACAGUACACUCUGUCGGUGGCCGGACUGCUGGAGCAUGACAAGCCUGUGCAGAAGAGGAUCAGCGCUCAGCUACAACUCAUUGACAAAGAACUGACUGAAUACUUACCAGUCUGCAGAUUUGGAACUGCUCAUAGAUGUUUGCUGAUUGCAAGGCUUUAUGGUGAUGAAUCAGAGGUUCAUUUCUGGAAUGUGGCUCUGCACUAUUUGCGAUCCCUCAGAGGCCAUGGAUUGAUGAAGCCUGAAGGUGUGGAUGCCCCCGGCGGUCAAGGCUCAGGAGAGGUAUUCACAUCAUCCGAGUCUCCAACUCAGGACCUUGUGGUGUUGGAUGAGGAGAGAGAAGCUCAAAGGAAAGAAGCGCGAGUGUUCUGUGAUCAUCCUUUGGAAAGAUGCUAUGACAGCCUAUGUGAUAAUCAAAGUUUCAAGAGAUAUCAACUUGACCGAGUCCACUUGCAAGACAGUAAGCGUGCAACCACAGAGCACACCCAGAAGUGUGCAGACAGCUAUGUCCAGCUUGGUCAGACCGACAGAGCUGUUCAGCUCUUACUGGAGACUGAAUCUGAAGCAGACACCUACUACAUUGACUGUCUGAAGGCGUGCUUGGUGGCCAGUGUCAGAUCUUCUGGUGCCAGCCAAAGCACGAUCAAGCUUGUGGCUACCAACCUUAUUGCAAGUGGAAGAUUAAUUGAGGGUGUACAGCUCCUGUGUCUUAUCAACAAAGGCCUGGAUGCUUGCAGAUAUUUACAGACAUAUGGUGCUUGGGAUCAUGCUGUUUGGUUGGCAAAGGCAAGCCUGGAAGCUGGUGAAUGUGCAGAGGUCAUGAAGAGGUGGUCAGAGUACUUGAAUAGCCCUCAAGUUAAUCAGAAGAGCAAGUCGGUGUUGGUGUUGUUGAGCUUGGGCCAGUUUUACAAAGUUCUGGAGGUGCUUUACAGCAUGAGGAAUUUUGACAGAGCUGCUCUGUUCCUGGAGGCGUGUCUCGAGUUUGGGCUUCUGAGGAGCACAGAGCAGACAAGUUCUUUGUUUGAGGCCAUAUACUUGGAGUAUGCUCGUUACUUGAUCAACCUUGGAUUAAGCCAAGCUGCAGAGCACUACUGUCGACUGGCAGGAGAGAAAGGUCAGCAGCUCUUGAAAGAAGUAGAAAUUCUUUUUUCACCAACGUGAAUGUGUUAAUACCUGCGUCUCACAAAAGGAGUCAAGGAACAGUUCUUGGGACAUGUAUACCUGUACAUUAUUAUUUUGAGGACCAGCUUAGUAUUUCACAAUUCCACCCUGUUUGAUUGGGUUCAAUUCUUUUUUUCAUGGCUCAUCAAACCCGGCUAAUGUUGUACGUCUUUCAGUACUCAGAGACAACAAAUGCUUAUCUGUUCAAAAUGUUAUAUUUAUUGCUGUGUUUUCAAAAAGUUCUAGAAAGAUUAGUGUGUUUCUUGCAUCAUGAUUGGAGUUUAUGUGGUGCACAGUGUCUUGGCCUUGAGAGUGUGGAAAUUACUGAGAAAAUUGGUGCUAGCAGAGGACACCCCAAGUUUUCCUUUUAUUUACCUUCAUUUUUUUUUUUGCGUUUGAGUCAUUGCAAUAUAUAGAAGAUGAACUGAGCCAGUGCAUGCAUGUAUGCGUGCAAAUGCUUUCAGUUGAAAGAGUGCAGUCGUGGAUUAUUCUCAUUUAAUAAGACUCAUUCUUCAGUUUAUGAGCUGUGUUCUUAUGUUAUAUUUCUUUUGUGAGGCCAAUGAUGAAGUCAUUCUUUUUUCAAUCAUUUUUCUUUCCUUUUCUCGUUCACUCAUGUCUUUUUCUUCAUUUCUCUUUCUCCUUUUGCUUAUCAUUGUAUAUUAUACUUUUUUGUAGGCUAUUAUAUUUCUUUGUAAUUCCAUGCCAGCUUCAACAAAUUUAUUGACUUGGCUAAAUUUGAAUUAUUAUUUCAGAGAUGAAUGAAGUGUUAUAAAAGGGUAUAUAUGUAGCCUGACAGUGUAUUAGUAUGAGCAUUCUAUAUAAUAAGAAAUGAACUCAUAUUUGUUCUGUUUUUGAUUACUGCUGCUUUGUGGGAACCAAUAAAUGUUUGAUGAACAGUCCCUUCACUGUUAUAUAUUGCCUGUGGCUGUGGAAAAGUAAAUCGUCUUUGCUUUUUGAUGAAUGCUUGGAGUUGAAGUGUGAGCUUGUUGUCAGUGAUAUUUUCUUCACAAUUUUUGUUAUUGUCAUACAGCCUCUGUAUACAAAGUUUAAUGUGCAAUACAGUUUUUCAUGUCAUAAUGAAUGCUAGCAAUGCCAAUCUGCGAAUAUCACAAAUUAGUCCCUAUACUUCUAAUGUGCAUUAUUUUUUAAGGGAUGAAUUGAUAUAACCAAUUGGGAUGGGGUUUUGUUGUUAUUGUUGUUUUGUUUUGUUUUUUAUUGAUUUCCAAGAUGCCCCCUAAUUACUCUGUUUAACUUGCCUUUCACUGUUAUUCAAUUAUCAGUUUGCUAGAGAUAAUUAUUUCUCACCUUCUUGAUUUGACAUUUUAUUUCAUGUUGAGCAAUUUAACUGGUCACCAGUUCCUGUUGUCUGUCUCUCCAUUUGGUGAGUUCAGAGAGCCCAGUAGGACUAUGAUUGAAGCAGGUGGUUAAGGGAUUUUUGGCUGCCAUCUAGAGAUUUAGCAAGCACAGGGAAAGUUGCAUGAUCUCUUUCAUUUUGGCAGAGUUUGCUCCGUGGUCAAAACCAUGACUCAAAGAUUGGUAAGUUGUCAUGUGGCACUGUACAUGGAUUCACAGCCCCCCCCCCCCUCCCCAAAUUUAAAAAAGUAAAAGUUUUGUAGCAACUUUUGAAACUGCCCAGCUACUUGUUGAAUUCUGCUUCUUUUCUUCGCCUAUUUGGAAAGCUCCAGGCUGGUAGGCUUUUAUUAAUUUCACUGGACAAGGGUGCAAAAUUGACUGUUCCAACUAUAUUAUAUCCUGACAGCAUUUCAUGCCAGUUUAAAAAAA